AUGAAGCUCACACGCAUCACGCUUGCGGCCCUCCGCCUCUCGUCAACCGCCGUCGCAACCAACAACAUUUUGACAGCAGACAAGUUCGAAGCCGACAUUAGAACCGAAGAACUCCAAAACGUGCUCUGGAACCUCAACAAGAUCGCCCGCGACAACGGAGGUAACCGCGCUUUCGGCGAGCCGGGGUUCAGAGCCUCGCUCGACUUUGUGCUCGAGCGCGCCCAGAAGCGCUUCGGCGACCGGUUCGACACGUUCGUCCAGCCCUUCAACCACACCUAUGACAAGACACUGCGGAUCAACGUGACGGGGCCGGCGGGCGAGGAUGUGUUCGUCAUCAGCCCCAUGUACAACCCUGCCACGCCGUUGCCUGGCGGGAUUACGGCGGGCUUGGUCGAUACACCGGUUGAUGAUGAGAGAGGGUCCGGGUGCUUUGCUGAGCAGUGGGAUGGGGUGGAUGCGACGGGGAAGUUGGCGCUGAUUAAGAGGGGGGUUUGCGCCGUCGCGGAUAAGUUGAAGUUGGCCAAGGAGCAUGGUGCCUUGGGGGUUAUAUUGUACAACCAGGAGCCCGGAACAAGCAUUGCCGUCCCGACACUCGGUGCAGAGACGAUCGGUCAAACCGUUCCCGUUGGAAUCAUCCCGCUCGAGGUGGGAGAAAACUGGAGAGCCCGCCUGGCAUCGAGGGCGGACGUGGUUGUUACACUGCUCGUUGACUCCAUAUCCGAGACGCGCGAGACGUGGAACAUCAUUUCCGAGACAAAACAAGGCGACCCCAACAAGGUCGUCAUGCUGGGCGCACACCUCGACAGCGUGCAAAAGGGCGCAGGCAUCAACGACGACGGCAGCGGCGUGGCUGCUCUGCUGGAGAUCAUGACCGCACUCAGGAGGUACGACGGCUUCCCGCACAAGAUCCGAUUCGCCUGGUGGGGAGCCGAGGAGAGCGGCCUGGUGGGCUCGCUGUACUACACGUCGCACCUCUCCGAGGCUGAGGCCGACAAGAUCAAGUACUAUUUCAAUUACGACAUGAUUGGCUCGCCCCAGCCUGAUUUCAGCAUUGCGAGCAACAACAACAGCGGCAUCGGGCCAGAGCUGUUUGAGGAAUAUCUUGUCUCGCAGGGCGUGCAAGUACGACAUGGCGGCUUCGACACCGGCUCCGACUACGUCGGCUUCGUCAACAUCGGCGUCCCUACCAUCGCGCUGCACACGGGCGCCGGAGCACCCUGGGACGCCUGCUAUCACCAAGCCUGCGACGAUCUGGACAACAUCCACUGGGAAGCUCUGACAGUCAAUGCCAAAGCCGCCGCUCGGGCCCUUGUGAGGAUGGCCCACUCGCUCGAGGGCGUACCGCCCCGCCAGAAGACAAGUCUCAACCUCCGCACUCGUCGUGGAGUCGCAGAGAGUUUUGCGAAGUGGGCGGCCAUGGCCGAGGAGGCUAGCCACGGGCACUCGUGCUCUCAUAAAGGCAAGAAGCUGCGGGUUUAA
Messenger RNA from Parathielavia appendiculata, 1479 nucleotides. Its product is annotated as peptidase-like protein. The coding region runs from base 1 to 1479 and encodes 492 amino acids. Lineage: Eukaryota; Fungi; Ascomycota; Sordariomycetes; Sordariales; Chaetomiaceae. The transcript is spliced from 4 exons. Gene Ontology annotation, biological process: proteolysis. Gene Ontology annotation, molecular function: metalloexopeptidase activity. The record is from RefSeq and is a predicted model, not a curated record.